UUAUAUUUCUAUACUAUUCUCAGAUUUUACAUUCUUUUUUUUCAGCUUUUUUGUUUUUGCCUUUAUUUUUUUAGGUUUUGGAGAUUUUUUCGAAGCACAUCAGUGCUUCUCGUGGAAGCACAGAUUUGCUUCCAUGUACUUCCACGAGAUAUUUGCUUCGAGAAGCACAAUUAUGCUUCUACUCGAAAAGGGAAAGCAUAAUAUAUGCUUCCGCGAGAUGGACAGCCCGUGUUUCCUAGAAAAUAGAAAAAAGCACAACAUGGUUUUCCAAAAAAGAAAUUUUGAAAACCGCAACCGUGCUUCCUAGGCUCCGGUUUAUUUCUUCCGUGUUUUUCCGUUGCCGUUUUUCUUGUUUUUUCGAUAUUUUUCCAGUAUUAAUUUCAUACUGCAUGAUGAUUUAUUUGGGAGUCAUUCUUUCAUUAAGCCAUAUGUCUGUUAAUUUGUAUUGUCAUUUGUCAGUACCUGUACCUAGGAUGAACUAACAUUUGUUUAGUACAUCGAAACUACUACACGUACAACUAUGGCUUGUCCGAUUUGGUACGAUGCGACAUCCAGCCGUCGCUGGAGUUCGAGUCCAACUGACAUACGGUUGGAUCUGCUCCAUCGGACAAAAUUCGUACGUGAACUGUAGUACAUAUAGCACGGUUCUUAGUACAUAGGAGUGAAACGAUGUAAUUUUGUACUGCAUGAUGAUUAUUUGGCAUUGUCUAUGUAGUGUAAUAUAUGGUAAAAUCAUCACUAGGGAGAAAAGGUGAUCAUAAGAUUAGGCAUGAGUAACCAAACACCAUGUUUUUGCAUCUACACAACCAUAAUCCUCAAGUGUAGCCAACCAAACAUCAUGUAUCAAACGAUCUCAUGAUGCAAUGCAGGCAGGCAAACGAAAAUGCAAAACAUGGUUUAAACUGGUAGUAUCUCGGCCAGAGCUCUACUGAGCCACAGAUGUAAAGAGGUCAAAACGGCUGGAGGCAACCAAACAUGUCCAUAAAGACCUGGAAAACAACUAAGUCAUGUCACCAUACAGUGCAAUGUAGACAGUCCAGCCAUGCUAUUCCCUCAUUUACGAGCAUCUAUUGUGCACCGUGAAAAAAAAAAAAGCGCGCUAUAGUGUUUUGAACAAUGUCUCACUAACUAAAUUAGUGUACAAUGUCUCACUAGUAGCAAUGCUGUAGCGGUGAUAUAGCACGUUAAUAACAUAUUUUAAGAGCCAGGCUAUUUUUUUCAUUGAUUGCACACGAUGUAUCGUCGUUGAGAACUGAAACAUGCACGUAGAUUCACACUAGAAAUGACUUUAACCCUGGCGUUGAGGUGUGAGGUGCAUCAUAUCCCUCGGGAACAAACAACACUGUCGAGAAUGCGACUCAUAUCCUGCUUCACGUUCUGUUGUUCUGAACAAGUGAGUGCUAGCACUCUAGCUAUCUCGAGUAAAUUGCCCGUGUAUGAAAGUACGAAACCACAAGUUACUGCUACGCAGUUUGUCGAAUGGCUGUACCUUGGAUUCAACAUCCGGUGCCUGCACCCUCCCUCGUGGCGUGUCACCAUCUUCCCCACGCCCCAUUACUGAUGAAGCGGGGACAUUCAUAUCAGAAUGAUGAAGCGGGCCGGGGACCGGCGACAAUACCAUUACCACGAGUCCCUCUCCGGCCACCCCAUUUGUUAACGGCGAUGAGGUUCCGCCUGUGCUGGCAACCAGCUACCUCAUAACACAAAUAUGUCCGUCAGAUGCUGAUCCAACGACACCAUGUAUAAUGAUAAAUUUGGCUGCAAUACCGUUUUUCUUUUGCUUUCCUCCUUUAUAAUUAUUUAUGACGUUAUACCAGGUUGUCAUGCUGACGAACAAGCUUGCUGGGUCAGCUAUAUACCGGACACAGAUUCAGGUCUUGUCCUUAAUUCCAUCGCCAAGUUGAACCUUGAGGCACCAUUUUUCUGUGCAAAUGGAGGCCGAGCCAGCACGCCAGAACAGCCCAACUGAGAUCACAAUUGACUGCCCCGAGCCGGAUCAUCCAGCUCCGCCUCCAGCCCCCAAUCCAACAAAUGAAAACAGCCAGCCCCAGGAUCAUCAGCCUCCAGCAAAUGGAAGCAGCCAGCCCAAGGAGGUGAUCGAGAGCUACAAGCUCAUGCUGGAACUGAGCAAGUACAUCCUGCUGCUGGCAACGCUGGUGGCUACGGUGACGUACGCCGCAGGGUUCAACCCGCCUGGGGGCGUUUGGCAGGAGACCGUCGCCGCCUCAGGCCAACUCGCCGGCGACUCCAUCAUCCGGACCACCAGCUACCGCCGGUACCUGGUGUUCUUCUAUUGCAACGCCACCGCGUUUGCCUCGUCGCUCGUGAUCAUCGUCCUUGUCCUCUUCCUCACCCUCCUGGAAGAGAAGAAGCAGCUCCGCCUCCUGCCGCUGCGGGCGGUCAUGGUGGUGGACCUGAUGAGCGUCAUGGGGGCCUACGCCGCUGGGACCUGCCGGGACACGCCCACCACCAUCAACUCCUCGGUACUGGUGGCUGCCGUCCUCAUCUACCUCAUGUUCCAGAUGGUGCUGGCCUCGUUCUCGCACGACCACGAGUACAAUGACCCUGUGCAAGAGAAACGGCUCCGCAAGGUCCUCAUGCUGCUCGCGACGUUUGCAGUGAGCGUCACGUACAUUGCAGGUAUGAGCACGCCAGGCGGCUUCUGGGACAACACCGAGAACGGUCACCGGCCAGGCGACGCGAUUCUCAAGGACCGCCAUGGAGCUCGCUUGAGGGUCUUCCUCUACUUCAACACCACCGCGUUUGUUGCGUCACUGCUCGUCAUUGUGGUGCUUCUGGACAGAAAGCCUCGCGUGACUGGGGCAUACUGGUGCAUCGCUGUCGCGCUGAUCAGCCUCAUCGUCUCAUACACGGCCGGCAGCUGCAGGGAGACCGACACCAACUUCUAUGUGGGCAGCCUGGUUAUUGCCGUCCUGGCAUUCAUGGCAUUGCUUCAAGUUGCAUUUGUUCAAGAUACCAUACAAGCUGCAAGUACCUGGUUCUGGACCAAAAUCAAAAGCUUCCAACGCUGCAGGUCCGGAGACUCAUGCUGGAGCUUGCCAAAAGCAAUAACAAUAGCUCCAGGUCCGGAGACUAAUGGCAGCAGGAUGGCAGCGGAUCAGGCUCGCUCCCUUGUACUGUUGCUAGCCACUCUUGCAGCAACCAUCACUUACCAAGCGGGGCUGGACCCUCCCGGUGGCGUCUGGCCGGAUAAUGGGAACGGGCACAUGGCUGGUGACCCGAUCCUCCUCACAGUGAACGCUAAGCGGUACAAGACCUUCUUCUACUGCAACUCCGUCGCCUUCGUAGCCUCUUUGGUGGCCAUCAUCCUGGUACAAAGCAAGGUUAUGCUCCAGACCCAUGUCCUCCAGGCAGCCAUGAUACUGGACUUGUUUGGCCUCAUCGGAGCAUAUGCUGCGGGAAGCUCUCGGGACUUGACCACCUCCAUUUACGCCAUGGCCUUGGCAGGCGCCGUCCUGGUCUAUGUAGUGAUCCAUGUUGUCUUCUUUACACUGAACCGCGCCGAAGCCACUGCUGAGGAAAUUGAGUCCGUGGAGAAGAGGCGCAAGCGGUUGCUCCUUUUCGCAGUAUUGGCUGCGACCAUCACUUACCAAGCAGGGUUGACACCUCCGGGCGGCUUCCGGCUUCAGGAUGAUGGAUCCAGCGGGCACCAGGCAGGGGACCCGGUCCUCUUGUACAACUUUCCCCGCCGCUACAAAGCCUUCUUCUACUGCAAUACAGUGAGCUUCAUGCUGUCCAUCGCCCUCAUUAUAUUGCUCGUGAACCCCCAUUUAUACAGGCCAGCCAUACGAAGUUACGCACUCGCUGUUUGCACGGCGGCGGGCAUGUUUGGUCUGAUAGGGGCUUAUGCUGCUGGAAGCACCCAGCAUCUGAAAACAUCCAUCUACAUCUUUGUCUUAGGGGCUGUGGUCCUCUUUGUCAUAGCUGUACUGUUCCUAGUGUUCUUGGAUAAGAAAGAUACGGUCAGUGAACUGAAGCAAGAAAAUGCUGACAAAAAAGGAAAGGCAAAGCAUGCCAAGCGCAAAUAUCUGAUGCUGCUAGGAAUCCUUGUGGCAAGUGUCACCUACCAGGCUGGUCUAGAUCCGCCUGGGGGAGCUUGGCAGAACGACAGCAGUUGGUAUGAUGCAGGAAACCCGAUCAUGCAUGACAACAGGAGGCCCCGGUACCUCGCCUUCUUCUACAGCAACUCCACCUCCUUUGUGGCAUCCAUUGUUGUCAUCGUCAUGUUGCUGCCGCAGUGGCUGAAUAAGAAUAAAGAAUGGUCGCUCAAGGUCAUGAACACAACGAUUGUGCUGGAUUUGCUCGCCCUACUAGUGGCAUACGCAGCAGGAUCCAGCAGGGGGUGGAAGACAUCUGUGUAUGUCGCCGUGCUGAUCAUCGCCGUCCUGGCCUACGUUGCAAUCCAUAUAAUGCUGGCAUUGUUAUGUUCUCAUUCUCAUAGUGCUGUCAUUCCUCAGCAAAGGAGUCCAUGCGCCCAAGCAAAUUCUCAAUCACAGGAGCACGCGAGGAAUCAGGCACAGUUUGCUGCAAUGUCAACACCUUGAUUAUCAGUGUGUUUGUAGCUCUGUUCGUGUGAGGAGUGGAUGUGAUCUUCCUGUAUAUCAAUUUCCCUAUUGUCUCCUGAUUUGAUUUAUUGUUUUUAUGUACUCCCUCUGUUCACUUCUGUAAGUCGUUUAAGACAGCUGAAAUUGACCUGUUUUAGGUGCUGUCUUAAAUGUCUAAAAUGUCUUACAAAAGUGAACGGAGGGAGUAAUACAAAUAGAAAGGAGGGGAUGGUGUGUGGCUUCUCUUUUAUUUUUAGUUUCUUCCUAUUCUUAGUUUUGGUCGUAGCUUGUCAUCUCUGCUAUGCCCUAUUCCUCCCCAUUUCUAGAUUUAUAGUCUACUUGAUCUUUGAUGUACUGGAUUAUUCUAAAUCACUCAAACUUAGCUAGUAUGCUCGAGCAUAUUGGCAAAAACUAUACAUUUUUGCAUCGGGCAUAUUUGGACUCGGGUUGGGUGUAAACCUGAAUCCAGUGGAUGUGGCAGGUUCACAGGGCUUGGAGCUACGUAUGGUUGUUCUGCAGUUACAUGAUUCGAAGACUAAGAGCAGUCUUAAUCAUUGUUAAGUGUUAAACACAUAAAAAAGAGCAAUUGCACAAACAUCACAAGACAGUUUGGCAAGCAAGGAUGUAAACACCUGACUGAUUUGUGUGCCUGGGUAGAUGCAUUAGAAAUUAUGCAGGCACCAGGAACCGGAUCAUGCAAGAUGAAAUGCUAAAUGGAACUCAGGCUCCAUGGAGCCUAAAUUUUGACAAUUCAGAAAUCAUACUUCUAUGUUUCAAAAAAUUCUUAAAAAAAACCAGAGAUGUAAUGUACAUGUGUGUAAAUUUCAUGAUGAAAUACAUUAAAAUGAGAGCUACAAAAAAAAUGUGGCUUUUAAGCACUGUUCAUGCUCAAAGUUCACAAUUCUGUUUUUUAUUGUGCAGCUUGUAAUUCAAGGUAUUUCUUCGUUAAUUUUUUUUUUUGAACCAUGCAGGAGAGCUGCAUGUAUUAUAUUAAAGAGGGAAAGGUAUACACACGACCAGUUCGACAAAAAGUACAAAA
This is a messenger RNA of Aegilops tauschii subsp. strangulata, 5604 nucleotides long. RefSeq lists its product as uncharacterized. The record is from RefSeq and is a predicted model, not a curated record. NCBI's taxonomy places the organism in Eukaryota, Viridiplantae, Streptophyta, Magnoliopsida, Poales, Poaceae. Gene Ontology annotation, cellular component: membrane.